Molecule: messenger RNA, 1079 nt
Organism: Phyllopteryx taeniolatus (common seadragon)
Lineage: Eukaryota; Metazoa; Chordata; Actinopteri; Syngnathiformes; Syngnathidae
Gene: mylz3
Product: myosin, light polypeptide 3, skeletal muscle
Exons: 6
Coding region: 127-579 (150 amino acids)
Cellular component (GO): contractile muscle fiber; myosin II complex
Molecular function (GO): calcium ion binding
Source: RefSeq, a predicted model, not a curated record
CAUUAGCAUGUGUGACAUCACGAGUCCGGAAUAAAUAAGAGCGUGCUCGACCCAAGGUUUAGGACCACUCUGUCUCGGGACUGGCCUCUUGUGUUCUUUCCUCUCCUGCAUCUCCAACUCUCCAACAUGACCGAGUUUACAGCGGAUCAAAUUGAGGACUUCAAGGAGGCCUUCGGUCUCUUUGACAGAAUUGGUGACAGCCAGGUGGCCUACAACCAGGUGGCCGACAUUAUGCGUGCUCUGGGCCAGAACCCCACCAACAAGGACGUCGUCCAUAUCCUGGGCAACCCCACCGCAGAUGACAUGGCCAACAAGAGGCUCAACUUUGACACCUUCCUGCCCAUGCUGAAACAGGUGGAUACUCUGGCCAAGGGUACCUACGACGACUACGUUGAGGGUCUGCGCGUCUUCGACAAGGAGGGCAACGGCACCGUCAUGGGUGCUGAGCUGCGCAUUGUGCUGUCCACCCUGGGAGAGAAGAUGAGUGAGCCCGAGAUUGAUGCCCUCAUGACCGGCCAGGAGGAUGAGAAUGGCAGUGUGCACUAUGAGGCUUUUGUCAAGCACAUCAUGUCCGUGUAAGCAGGCCGCAGCAGGAGCGUGUUCAGGACAUCGGACACUGUUUGGAAGACCAACAAGAAAAGACAAGGACUUUGUUCAAGGGAUGUUGAAGCGAACCCAACUUGUUUAUUUUGUUUUCCUUUCCGUUUCAACCCUCCUUUCUCGGGACAUCCCCUUUCCAUUGUAGACCACAUCACUCACCUCCCACCGGGGGCGUGUCUCCACUCGCUACAUGAGGUGAGGAAACGGGGGAGCAGUGGUGACCGCUCAUCAAGUGAGGGCCGAACCCUCCCCUUCCCACCGCCACCUCAUUCGGUCGAGCCAUCACUGGCCCAGCAGCGCCAAAGGUCCUGGAGAAUGGCAGUGGACUGACCGCCAAAGACUCCCACCUCCCUGAAGACUGUUAUUUAUAUUCACUCUGUUCACUGCAGAAUAAACCUUUCCAAAGUACAACCCCAAUUCCAAUGAAGUUGGGACGUUGUGUUAAACAUAAAUAAAAACAGAAUACAAUGAUUUGCAAA